CCCAGACGAGCAAAGCUGGUUUGUGGCAUAUUCAAGUUGAACAGCCCCAGACCGAGUUCGCUUGUUCUAUCCAUCCAACAUGUCAAGACCAUCCAGCCAGGGGCCGGUGGAUAGCACGGUUAUCACUGAUCCCAGCUGACAAAGCUUGCCGACACCAUGAGCAAUAAAACGAAGACUUUUCGAGUUCGUUGGGUGCCAGCAGAAAUCACCCGCCAGAGCCUCGCCCAGUUCUUACAAGGCUCUGUGCCUGAUCUCGGCGGAGAAGCGAACAUCCAUAUUCGCUCUCUCGCGCCAUCACCGGACGAUUGGACUUCGCCUCGAUCACAAACAGCGACACUGGAGUUCCAUGAAAUACCCAAGCCGCUACAAGACGCGAAUAGAACGACCUGGGAAUUUGCCCCCAUUGGGAGUGAUUCACCACUCAUAUUCGACACAGAUUUCCUAGGAUUUACUCCUCUGAAUAGCGUCGAUGGCCGUCACCAUACAUGCGACUUGGUCGCUGUUUCUGGCCUCGCAAGUCAUCCGUUCGGCUCAUGGAGACAGAGAAGGCCGCCUGGGCAGCGUCAGUUCAUGUGGCUCCGAGACCAGCUCCCUCGUGACUUUCCCACUGUCCGCUGCAUGAUCUACGGAUAUGAUACGAAGCUUGUGGAGAGUAAUUCAUUCCAAUCUCUCGACGAUCUUGCUAGGUCUUUCAUUCAUCAUCUGUUGACUAUUGGGCGAGCAGAGCAUUCCGCUAGACCAUUGAUCCUUUUAGGUCAUAGCCUCGGCGGCAUUCUCGUGAAAAGAGCACUUUUAUAUCUCGCCGGGUCUGGAGAGGCCAAGAAGACUAUGCUUUCCAAAAUCAAGUUGUUCAUUGCAUUCGGAGUACCGAACCGAGGGAUGCGGAUCGACCAUCUACUUAGCAUUGUAGGAUUGCGACCCAACAAACACCUGAUAGAGUCUCUCGCGGAGCCUCCUCCAAACGUCCCAUCCUGGCUCUCCGUGGUGGAUGAACAGUUCUCUGGAAUCGCGCAGCACUACGAUAUCCGGGUUGUUUCGGCUUUUGAGACCGAAACUACACCCUUAACUGAGAUGCAAUCAAAUGGUGAGGCGCAGAGAACCGGUACUUCCGAGAUUCUCGUACAGCGUGACUCUGCGGUACAACGCAGCUCUAGGGACCACCAGGACAUAUUACACAUCAACAAAAAUCAUUCAGACAUGGCCAAAUUCGAAAGAAAUGACCUUAACUACUUCGUUGUUCGCAAUUUCGUACGCGAGAUUGUGGAUGCGAGAGAGGGUGGCCUGGUAUCGGAGCGAGUCUCCCGCGCGCCGACAUCAUUUCUGCAAAACCUCAGGCCUCAUGGCAAAGAAUCUGCCGAUCCCCACGACACAGCGCACGCGGAAUCGGAAAUGAUCGACGACAUAGAAUCUUCAAAACGCGACAACGUUGUGGACUCCAGAAGACUUCUAAAAUCUCUAAAUUUUGAGGAGAGCAGUUUCCGCUUCCAGGCAAUUGAACGAGCCCACGAGUCCACCUUCGGCUGGAUUUUUGAGAAGGCCGAAUUGGGUUUCAUACCCUGGAUCUUGAAAGGAACGGGCGUAUAUUGGAUUCGUGGGAAGGCAGGCUCGGGGAAGAGCACAUUUAUGAAAUACCUUCACAACACCGAACAGCUCAAGGAGGCAAUAAGAGCCAGAGGUACACGAAAACAGCAAAUCGACUUGUGGUUCUUCUUCAACGAGAGGGGUACGUACCUCCAAAAAUCCUUAGAUGGAUUGUUGCGAGGAAUGCUGGCGAAUUUGGUCUCCCGAGAGUCUACCAUCGCUGAGCUGGUGCUCGAGAUUUACCGCUCCAAGCCUCGACAAAUCCGUGACCGUUGGAACUUCGAAGAUCUCAAAGAGGCUUUCGCCGCAGUACUUACGCAAGAUAAGCACGACCUCGAGCUUACAAUCUUCCUCGAUGCUUUGGAUGAAUACUAUGGAUUUCCGGAAGUAAUCUCCCAAUGGAUUCUUGAGACUGUGUCUACCUCACGAGACUCAAGUAGCCGGACGAAAGUCAGGUUUUGUUUUUCCAGUCGAGAAUGGGACAGCUUUGUCAAGGCUUUCAGCAGUGAGCCUGGAUUUGUGUUGCACGAGCAUACGUACCAAGACGUGGAACAAUAUACAAUCAGCAGACUAUCACGGCUGACUUCACAACAUCCAUACUCCGCGGACGAUCCAUCGACCCCCAGCAGCCAGCUUCCGCCUGCCGAGGUGGUUCGCCUGAUCGCGACCCGAGCAGAAGGAGUUUUUCUCUGGGUAAAGCUCGCAAUUGAUGCAAUCGCGUUGUCACCAACGAUUUCUUCGCAAGAAGAGCUUGAAACGCUGAUCAGCGGACUGCCGGCGGAUUUGGAAGACUUCUACAUGCGAAUUAUUUCGAGGAUACCCAAGCCUUCACGCUGGAGAGCAUUUACCCUCUUGGAAAUAGUGUCUCGUAGCUCGGACUUGGUCACACCUCAAGAUUUAUUCUUCGCCUCAGCGUGUGCUACGGGGAAUACUUUUCAAGAAUGCAAGAAACACCUGCGCAAUGCCGGAUUCCCAGUUGAGCGAGCUUCGAACGAUGAAUCCAUCAGCAGAGACCUUGUUAACCUUUGCGGAGGCUUUCUCGAGUGCGUGGACGUAGAUGCGGUGUCCAACGAACGCAGAACAGUUGUCCAAUUCAUCCAUCGAACUGUGCGCGACUUUGUGGCAAGUCCGCAGUUUCCACAGGCCAUACUGGGCGAUGCCUACAGGCUGCGGUUGGACAAUGGCUACACCUUUUUACUGAAGUAUAAGUGCGUGCUCGCGAGUCAGGAGAGACAGUUGAACUCGCAUCGGACUCUCUUGGACUUGGCACAUCAUGAUGAAAGAUCAACUGGUCGUGCAGCAACGACCUUUAUCGACAGCUUGCCAGACCCAUUCUUCUAUCUACCAUCUUAUUCCGACGGACCCAACAGCUUAAGAACCUCCCACUUCGAAUUCGCUGUACUAUGCAAUCUCUAUCUUUACGUUCGAAAAUCCCUUGGAGACCUGAAAAGUCACCGGAAUGAACGACCCUUGAAUAAGAUAGCAGCUUCCCUGACUGUGAAUCACUUGACGAUGGACUAUGCAAAGAUGGCACAAAUCCUUCUGCGGCAUGGGUUUCGCGUUUCUGAUCGAGAUUUCGGCAUGACUCCGUUCGAAACAGUUUUCAUCCGGGCGCAGUACAUAAAUUUGCGGAAACACCCUACCGAGUGGGUCAAUUUUGCACGAGUGCUCAUCCAGGACGGUGGGCAAAACCCGAAUGAACUUCUUCAAUCAAGGCACACGCACCCCUUGGCAGAGCGAUUUUCUGCCCUCCAUGCUUCCUGGACCCGCGACAUGACACUAAUGCUCCUGCAAAAUAGAGCUGAUGUAAAUCUGAGAGAUUCUCAGGGGUAUACUCCGCUGGACACUUUCGUGCUCGAAGACACUUACAAGGAUCAAUCGUCUCUCAAAGCAGUAUUCGAGUGUGCCAUGCUACUCCUGUCACAUGGUGGUCGUCUAUCCCGUCGAGGUAAAAAAGGUCUUCCUGGGUUUCUGGAGCGAAUGCGAGAAGCCGGUUUUCAAUUUCCCAAUGCACUCAUAGAUCAGGCCGUGGACACGAGGACGAUAAGCGUGAGAAGCAAAAUCCGCGACUUCAUUUCACGACAUCUAGGUUGAACACGAGUAGAUGGUACCCCCAUCCCAAAGCCGAAGGACUUCAGCUCGAGAUUCCGCUUCGCAGACACGAGAGGAUCACGACAUCUAUGUUUGAGGGAUAAAUGGCAAUCUUUUUUGGAGUAAACCAGGAGUAAUGAGGGAAUGACCUUGCUAU
Molecule: messenger RNA, 3829 nt
Organism: Cladophialophora immunda
Lineage: Eukaryota; Fungi; Ascomycota; Eurotiomycetes; Chaetothyriales; Herpotrichiellaceae
Exons: 4
Coding region: 157-3675 (1172 amino acids)
Source: RefSeq, a predicted model, not a curated record